CUGUAGUGACGUGUCUGUCCAGUGUGGGCAUAGCUUUAGCAUUAGCAUUAGCUGUGGAGCAGGAUGGGGACUCAGAUUAAAGACGUGGUCAUCAAGUCUGAUGCCCCCAAUACUCUCUUUCUGGAUAAGCAUGCUGAUUAUAUAGCUGCCUAUGGCUCCAAAAAAGAUGAUUACGAAUACACUCUGUCGGAGUAUUUGAGGAUGAGUGGGAUUUACUGGGGUCUGACUGUGAUGGAUCUGAUGGGUCAGCUCCACCGUAUGAACCGAGAGGAGAUCGUCGACUUCAUCAAAUCCUGCCAGCAUGACUGCGGAGGGAUCAGCGCCAGCAUCGGCCACGACCCGCACCUGCUGUACACACUCAGCGCCGUGCAGAUCCUGACGUUGUAUGAUAAUGUUAAAGCGAUCGAUGUGGAUAAGGUUGUGGAUUAUGUUCGAGGACUUCAGCAGGAGGACGGUUCCUUUGCUGGAGAUAAAUGGGGUGAAAUAGAUACCAGGUUUUCCUUCUGUGCAGUCGCUACCCUGGCACUACUGGGCAGGCUGGAUGCGGUAAAUGUGGAGAAGGCGGUGGAGUUUGUUCUGUCCUGUAUGAAUUUUGACGGGGGGUUCGGCUGUAGACCCGGCUCUGAGUCUCACGCUGGACAGAUUUACUGUUGUACGGGUUUCCUGUCCAUCACCGGUCAGCUCCAUCAGGUGAAUGCAGAUCUGCUGGGCUGGUGGCUCUGUGAGAGACAGCUGCCGUCUGGAGGCCUCAACGGGAGACCAGAGAAGCUGCCAGAUGUGUGUUACUCAUGGUGGGUUCUCGCAGCGCUGAAGAUCAUCGGCAGAAUUCACUGGAUUGAUAAAGCCAAGCUGCGUAACUUUAUCCUGGCCUGUCAGGACGAGGAGACGGGGGGGUUCGCCGACAGACCCGGAGACAUGGUGGAUCCAUUCCACACUCUGUUUGGUGUAGCCGGUCUGUCUCUGAUGGGAGAUGAGCAGAUUAAGCCGGUGAAUCCUGUCUUCUGCAUGCCUGAGGACGUUCUCCAGAGGAUCGGACUCCAGCCGGACCUGCUGAUCUGAAUCUGUAGGCUGAUGGAGUCGGUGGGGCCACAGCUCUGAACACAGUUCCUCUGCUCCAGCUGCUUCAGGCCUGAUCAGGGCAGUGCUAAUCUGUGCAGGGCUGUGGUUCUGAUUGGACUAAUGGUUCUCCUCUGUUCCUCCUCCUCCUCCUCCUCCUCCAACACACACACUGUAUCCGUUCUGUUAAAGACUGUUCUGUGGAUCUCACACACUGACAUUAUUUAAGACAUUAUUAAACAAUGUUACAUUUCAAUGCUUAUUAAUUAAUAUUGUAAAUAUUAAUCAAUUGAGACAUUAGUUUAGAAACAAAUUAUAUGUAUCUUAAAUAUCUGAAAAUAACUUUUCAACAUUUCAGUAAUUCAGUUUAGAAUGUGAAACUCAUAUAUUAUAUAUAGAGAUAUAUUACACACAGAGUGAUAUAUUGGUGAUGAUUAUUACAGCCAAUGAAAAUCCAAAAGUCAGUACCUCUUAGAAAAUUAGAAUAUUAUAUAAGACCAAUUGGUACUUUUGGCAGUUAGGGCAGUGUGCCAAGUCCUGCUGGAAAAUGAAAUCCGCAUCUCUAUAAAAGUUGUCAGCAGAGGUGAAACAUGACAUGGCUCUCCAAACCAUCACUGAUCAUCAGUAAAUUUUACAUUUCAUUUGUAAAUCAAGGGAGCAGAGUCUGGAGGAAGAGUGGAGACACACACGGUCCAAACUGCUCGAGGUCUAGUGUGAAGUUUCCACCAAUCAGUGAUGGUUUGGAGAGACAUGUCUGAUAUCUGCUGGUGUUGAUCCACUGUGUUUUAUUAUCAAGUUUAAAGUCAGUGCAGUUUUGUUUUCCCACAAAAUCUUACAAACACUUCAUGCUUCCCUCUGCUACUGACAACUUUUAUGGAGAUGCGGAUUUCAUUUUCCAGCAGGACUUGGCACACUGCCCACACUGACAAAAGUACCAGUUGGUCUUAUAUAAUAUUCUAAUUUUCUGAGACACUGAUUUUUGGGUUUUUAUUGGCUGUAAGCCAUAAUCAACAAGAAAAUAAAUAAACACUUAAAAUAGAUCACUCUGUGUUUAAUACAUCUGUAUAAUAUAUGAGUUUUAAAUUUUUAACUAAAUUUAACUUACUGAAAUACAGCCUUGAAUAUAGUGAAUAUAGUAAGUAUUUGGGGUCGGUUUUAGUGGACGCUUGAGCUGUUCUGAACUGGAUCUGGAUGGUAUGGAGGGAGCAGCGAUACUGAACACAUGGUUAUAACAAGGCUUUGCUGUGCAGGUCUUAUGAGUGUGAUAUGAAGUAUCAGAAGGCUUUGAAUGCUCUGAUUUAGUUGUAUUGUUGGUAUAGAUGUUGGUAUGUAUGUGUAUGAAUGGGAUUAUUCCUCUCACUGUUUACAUUUAAUCACAGCCUUUACAUUAAAUCAAGAUUAAUUUAUGCUAAUUCAGAGUUCAGACACAUGAUCCAAUUAGUAAAGGAAACAUUACUGUGGGUUAUGAAUGCCAUUCCAUUCACUGACCAUAUAGGACACUUUGUAGUUCUAUAAUUACAGACUGUAGUUAAUGAUGAGUUAAUGAUGUCACAUGGUUAAGACUCACCUGCAUUACCAAAAUAAAUGUACACUUUAUGCAA
This is a messenger RNA of Astyanax mexicanus (Mexican tetra), 2657 nucleotides long. It is a transcript of the gene rabggtb, whose product is annotated as Rab geranylgeranyltransferase subunit beta. NCBI's taxonomy places the organism in Eukaryota, Metazoa, Chordata, Actinopteri, Characiformes, Acestrorhamphidae. The coding region runs from base 64 to 1059 and encodes 331 amino acids. The record is from RefSeq and is a predicted model, not a curated record. The transcript is spliced from 9 exons. Gene Ontology annotation, molecular function: Rab geranylgeranyltransferase activity. Gene Ontology annotation, biological process: protein geranylgeranylation. Gene Ontology annotation, cellular component: Rab-protein geranylgeranyltransferase complex.